UGUAAUAUUUCUUCCUAAUAUUGGGAAAUAAUCCAGUUCUCUUCACCAGGUGUGGAUAAAUUCAAAGCUGGGGCAUGCCACCACUGCAACCUCCUUGUGCAAUUCCAUCAACUGAAACCUGCACAGUUAUUCAGUCCUAAGUACUCAGUCACUAGCUCAAUAUUACUGUCAACAUAGCUCUGCUUUCCGACAGUUGUUGCAUUUAGAAGAUAUGGCAAUACACUUCCUGAAGAAACAGUUAUUCAAUAGCAGCUGCGCUAAUGAAAUAAAAAAAACUAAAGUCAUAAAACAAUACAAUGAUUUUACUUUACAUAUAUUCUUAAUGCCAUAUACAAUGGCCCGCGACUUGGUGAUCCACUGUAUGUUACAAAAUAUUACCAUCUGGUGGUGAAAUGUAGUAUUGCACUGUUGCCAGUCAUAAUUCAAGUAGAUGACAAAAGUAAAAACCUCAAUAACUAAGUGGAGAAACAUAACAAAUGCAGAUGCUUUCACACGGGUCAUGUGGGAAGAAUAAAUGGCUUUCCUAUAGGAGAUUUUGGACCAACGUGUUAGACUGUGAUCUCCAACAUCAUCAAAACAUUAAAUGACAUAAUAUCUGUGGUGUUCACGUUUGUCUUUGUGUAUAUAUAUCUCAAUAUCUCUAUAAAUAUUGAACACAAUAGGGCCCUCAAUGGAACCCUGAUGAACACCCUUAGUACCUUAAUCAUCAAUGUCAACACAUAGAUUUUCUUGUUUGAGAAGAAAACAUAUCUUACAUCAGUAGAAACCUAUGGUAGACACCCAGGGCAUUCAGAAACUCUGUGUGUCAGAGUUCAGGAGCAUGGUUGCUCACAAUGUUGUGCUUUUUGUUGUCCGUGAGAUCCAUGCUUUGCCCUUCUCCAUCCACAGGGGACAUGUCUGAGAAGGCCAAAUUGAAGAAACAUAUUGAACAAUAAAUAUUUUCACUCAUAAUGUCAGAUGUGGUAAUAAGACAGUUUAGCCGGAUGCAUACCCACAGCUUUGACCCAGACUUUUUUAAAAAACGGCCAAGGAUAAACAGAGACUAAACUUCAUCACCACCAGUGUUAGCUAACUGGGCUAACGUUACCUGACUAGCGGAACUAACAUUACUCAGACCUGUGUUUGGAUAAUUAGCAAAGCAAACACGUUUCUUUAAAGUUUCAUGAUUUAGAUUAUACCAACAAUUCUGACAGUUUUCGACAGCAUGUAAAUGCAGCAGUGAAAGCGCCAAACGGCAGAGCAGCAGAGGAAAACGUUAGCUCCGGCUGAAGCUGCCAGUUUAACAGCUCGAGUUGCAGUCAGUGCCAUAUUACCAGUUGAAACGGUUUAAGCUAGCUAGGCUAAAGAGCUAACGAGGAUCAUAGCUAUGUUUGGGAAUAAGUCUGCCUGGUUUUCAAGCAGUGUCCCACAGGCAUGUCACAAUUUUUGGAUAUCGGAAAGUGGAACCAUUGCUGGUUGGAGAACAGCCGAUUACCUUUUCAGUAAGGAUGCUACAUGUGCUGAUACUCUCAGGAUAUUUGAGAGCAAAGAUUACCUUUGGAACAAGGUGGCAGUGUUUCACAGCUUGUUUCUGUCCGCCUGUGAGAAGCGCCAGAGUGUGAAGUCUGUGUGCAUUGGUCAUUAUGUGCUGCCUCCAGCCUCAGUACAGGACGAGGUCAGAAACAUGGUUGGGAGGUUGAUUUGGGAGUGUGAAGAGGAGCAAUCACUAGCACAGGGUUCCUGUAAGAGUUUCAGGUGCCAGACAGAAGAUGAGUACAGUGAAGUCAGCAGAAGCGAUUCUGAAGCAUUUCACUCAGACUCGUCAGAAAGUGAAGCCCCUCUAUGUGGUCAUUUGCAAGAUUACCCAGUUAGCAACAUGCUUACAGGUUACGUCAGCAUGGACAACCUGCAGAAAUAUUCAGGCGAUCUGUGUGAUUUCCACCUCGGUUGUUUCCAAUGCUCCAACUGUAAAGCCCACUGCUGCUUGCCGCACACAAAAGCCAACAUGCAAUAAGAGAAAAGCAUCUUAAAGAGGAACAAGAAGCAGUUGUGCUAUUCACUGUCACAAGCUGUAGAUAAUUUACUGGCAAAUAAGUUAUGGUGUUAGUUUAUUAUGUUUGCAUUGCCUACCUGUACUCGUGUAUGUACUGUAUUUUCCACUAAUUGUUUUAUCCCGCUAACAUAGUCCCUACAUUUUCAUAUUGCCCAAUGAAAUUAACCUUCUCUGAAAAAGGUAAUGGGUACAAAUGGGUCCACAUUUGUAAUUACAUCAUUGGUAUGGAAUCUGUCUUACAGUGUGUGCAGUACUGAAUCUUUUAUGGUAUUACAAUGGAGUGAGGAUAGACUUUAGAGGUGCCACAGGAAUUAAACACGUGUAAUCUA
Molecule: messenger RNA, 2361 nt
Organism: Micropterus salmoides (largemouth bass)
Lineage: Eukaryota; Metazoa; Chordata; Actinopteri; Centrarchiformes; Centrarchidae
Gene: terb2
Product: telomere repeat binding bouquet formation protein 2
Exons: 7
Coding region: 1367-1993 (208 amino acids)
Biological process (GO): meiotic attachment of telomere to nuclear envelope; homologous chromosome pairing at meiosis
Cellular component (GO): nuclear inner membrane
Source: RefSeq, a predicted model, not a curated record